ACGCGCGCAGGAAGACCCGAAUCGCAACGAAGAACCACAGAUCAGCGCGAUUCCGGCAGCAGACACGGAACGCAAGAGAAGCCCAGAGGUGCGAUUAAAAGCAGGCGCAGCCGCCAGAAGAUACACCGGCAUCGGCAGCUCACGACUCCCACAUCAUCGGGCUCGGCCCGAACGGAAUCCGCGCGGAAGAAGACGCAAAAAAGGCCCCAAAAAGGGUGAGUGCCACGCCAAAGACGCCAUCUUGAACGGGAUACUAAUGUUGGUUUCUGCAGGGCCUUUUGUGUGGAGUUUUCGCUCGACGGGCGCAGCAUCGCACGGAGCAAGUGGCAAUCGGCCAGCAUCGCCGUCGGACACUGUGACCAGCGGCGGAUCGGCUGGGCGAGCGGACAUCGGCCGAAAUCACUGUCGAACGUUGUGCCUACGGCGUUUCGGCGGAGCGGCGAGUGGAAGACAUUCAUCACAUCGGCUCGGAGAAGUCGUGUGCCAGCGAGCCGGAUUUGAAGAACGGCGACGUGCGCCGAGGAGCAGCAUCGCCAAGGGCGGUGGCGGAAGAACACAGCUGGAUGAGCGGGCUGAGCAGCACGCGAAGGGGGUAGGAAGAACAGUGGCGCCACUGGUAAGAAGAAAACCGCGCAUGUCUCGCGCUUAGAUAU
Culex quinquefasciatus (southern house mosquito) is the source of this 653-nucleotide messenger RNA. RefSeq lists its product as uncharacterized. The record is from RefSeq and is a predicted model, not a curated record. The transcript has 3 exons. NCBI's taxonomy places the organism in Eukaryota, Metazoa, Arthropoda, Insecta, Diptera, Culicidae. Bases 257 to 649 code for a protein of 130 amino acids.